CUGUCCUCUGCUUGCUGCCCCCCCGGGAACUUGCCAUUUACAACCAGCCGUCCAGAUACCCGCGCCCGGUGAAUAGACGCAGAAGAUGGAUGCCGGCACACGGGGCAGCCCACUGAGCAAGAUCACCAACGUCCGCAUACCCUACCAGCCGCCAUCAUCGCUCUGGGACAUCUCCCUCCACGACGGCCGGAUCGCCUCUGUGGAUGCCCAUGACAGUGCCUCGCAGACCGGGGGCGAGGGCACGCUAGAUGGAGGCAACCGCCUGCUCGCGCCAUCCCUCUGCCAUGCCCACAUCCAUCUCGACAAGUGCUUUCUCCUCCAGGACCCCAAGUUUGGCGACCUGCAGAUUGAGAGCGGCGACUUCAACGAGGCCAUGGACAUGACGGGCAAAGCCAAAUCCCGGUUCGACCAAGAGGAUCUGCUGAGGCGGGGCACACGACUCAUUGAAGAGAGCAUCCAGCACGGCGUCACCGCGAUGCGGGCAUUCGUAGAAGUGGACGGCGUAGUGGAGCUCCAGUGUCUGCAUGCCGGUCUGAAGCUCAAGGACGCUUUCCGAGAUCGGUGUGAGGUGCAAAUAUGUGCAUUCGCCCAACUUCCCCUGUUUUCUGGCCCGGACCACGGUGCGCAGGCAAGGGCGUUGAUGAGCACCGCUGCGUCUUUUGAGAACGUGCAUGUGCUUGGGAGCACGCCGUACGUAGAGGACAAUGAAGCAAAGUCCAAAGAAAACGUACGAUGGCUCACUCGAUUAGCACUCGAACAGGGCAAGCAUUUGGAUCUCCAUCUCGACUACUUCCUGGAAGAGGAGAAAUCACCUCUGGUCUGGAGCGCCCUGGAGAUAUUCCGAGAACUGCAGUGGGAUAAGAAAGGCGUCAGCAAACAGAUUACACUGGGACACUGCACCCGGCUGACGAGGUUCCGGAACGAUGAGUGGACGCAUCUGAGACAAGAAGUAGACAAGCUGCCCGUCUCUUUUGUUGGACUUCCGACUUCCGACCUGUUUAUGAUGCGGACGCCAGAGAAUGUACGCGGGACAUUGCCCAUCACUGAGCUUAUCAAUGAGCAUGGCUUCAAUGCUGCCAUUGCCAUCAACAACGUAGGCAACGCAUUCACUCCCUAUGGGAAUUGUGAUCCGCUGUCGAUAGCAUCUUUGGGGGUCGGCCUGUAUCAGGCUGGGACGAAGAAAGACGCUGAGCUGUUAUACGAAACCGUGUCAACCCGCGCAAAGGCGGCCAUUGGGUGCGAGUCUACUGAUUUAGUUCUGAAGCCUGGACAGCCUGCCGACUUUGUCAUGUUCGAUAGAAUGGACAGCGGGUGGCACUGCAGGAAGAGCGUGGCAGAGGUGGUGUAUGAUGCUGGACAUAGCCGUCGAACCAUUUACAGGGGGCGAGUGACGUCUUUGAAUAGUUGAUAUAGAGUUUACGCCCAGCCCCUACGUGAUAGCAUAAAC
Messenger RNA from Exserohilum turcica Et28A, 1447 nucleotides. RefSeq lists its product as uncharacterized. NCBI's taxonomy places the organism in Eukaryota, Fungi, Ascomycota, Dothideomycetes, Pleosporales, Pleosporaceae. Gene Ontology annotation, molecular function: hydrolase activity, acting on carbon-nitrogen (but not peptide) bonds, in cyclic amidines. The coding region runs from base 86 to 1408 and encodes 440 amino acids. The record is from RefSeq and is a predicted model, not a curated record. The transcript is spliced from 3 exons.